Messenger RNA from Haemonchus placei, 582 nucleotides. NCBI's taxonomy places the organism in Eukaryota, Metazoa, Nematoda, Chromadorea, Rhabditida, Trichostrongylidae. The record is from the annotation of a GenBank genome assembly.
AUGGCGGCCGUGGCCUCCCAGAGAGCAAAACGGCGACACUUCAAGACCAAGCGGAAAGCAGAAGAUGAGCUGAGACGUCAAGUUGACUUCAAUUCCGAUGACAACAUGGAGUACCAUGUGCCACUUGACACUUACAAUCAAAGUCCAAUCCCCACAUUGUCCACUAGCAGUGUAUCAAAUGACCCAAGGUUUCUCGACGAGAUCGCGUUAUUGAAACGUGGUGUAAUCACUCGUGACACUCCAAAACACACAUACAGACGAGGACUGUCAGCCGAAGAUCCUAAUGUUGGAGGAAUACAUGAUGACAAUUCUUGCGCCAAAGCGAGUGAUGGAGGAACCAAGCCGCAAAGCUCGGGAACCAGUGUUUUGUCAGAGGAUUCAACUAGAAAUACAAUUCGUAGCUUCAUAAUUUCUCCGAAAAAUGUGAAAGAGUUCAGUGUGGGAUUCCCUGGUGAGAAUGCAACGCUUCGAAUAAGUUCGCUUUCUCGGAAUGGAGAAAGUUAUGAACUCAGCACCGGAGACGACGUCUGCGUUCUUCAGCAAAGACCUGAGAAUGUCGUUCUGAUUACUUGGAAAAAUUAA